CGCGUACAUGGCAACAGUGUUGUCAAGGGAAAUCAGUGAGGAACAGGAAGUGAGAGACGGGAGUUAAGUUACAAAUACAAUAGUUGGCAGAGCCUGUGAAAGUAAGCUGCUCUUGAAGUGGAGAGAAGACCAGACGUAACAGGCAGAAUGGCAUCAAGGAAGAAAGUUCUUCUAAAAGUCAUUAUUCUUGGGGAUUCAGGAGUUGGAAAGACGUCUUUAAUGAACCAGUAUGUUAACAAGAAAUUCAGUAAUCAGUACAAAGCUACAAUAGGAGCUGACUUCCUUACAAAGGAGGUGAUGGUUGAGGACAGACUUGUUACUUUGCAGAUUUGGGACACAGCUGGACAGGAAAGGUUUCAGUCUCUUGGGGUCGCGUUUUAUCGAGGUGCUGACUGCUGUGUGCUGGUAUUCGAUGUUACUGCUCAUGGCACAUUUAAGACACUGGAUUCCUGGAGAGAUGAGUUUUUGAUUCAGGCUGGUCCUCGUGACCCAGACAACUUCCCUUUCCUGGUCCUAGGCAACAAGAUUGACCUGGAAAACAGGCAGGUGACAACAAAGCGGGCACAGGCAUGGUGUCAGAGUAAAAACAAUAUUCCAUACUUUGAAACCAGCGCAAAGGAGGCCAUCAAUGUUGAACAGGCAUUUCAAACCAUUGCACGUAAUGCUUUAAAACAGGAAACAGACCUUGAUACAGGUAUUGAAAUUCCAGAUCAGAUUAAGUUGGACAGAAAUGACAUCUCCAGCUCAUCUGAACAAAGCUGUAGCUGCUAACGCUUGUGUAUAUUGACACUAACAGAUUUGCACAAUCUACCUUUUCUCUUUUAAAAAUUUAUUUUUACUUCAAUAAACACACACACACACACACAAUAUGUAUGUACAGUAUAAAAUGUGCCAAAAUGAUUGAUUUUUUAAAAAUUUACAAAAUAUUUUAAAUAAAUGCAAACAAAUAAUCAUUCUCAAGAAACAUUUCAUUUGUUCUCAGUCCCCAGAAACAUUAACAUUAACUUAAAUCAUGUACUGUCUGCCUUGGAACAUAGAGAUAUGGUUGAACACAUAAAAUUCUUUGUCAUCUAUUAUCAAGGGAAAAAACAAUUAACAUUUAAAAUAAGAGACAGAUGGUAGGUGACAAAAUAUUUCUGCCUCACAGCUCCAUGGUCCCAAGUUCAAUACUAAGAUCGGCUUACUUUCUGUGUGCAGUUUUGCAUGUUCUACAUUUAAGAGUCAGAGCUUUACUUUUCCAUUUGUAGAUUUUAAAAAAGGUACAGUGAAACAAGAAGUGACAAAUCAAAAUACUAUGCAUAACAAAUUGAUUAAACUAGAUUUGUAAAGUUUGUCGUGACAAACUUUGAUGUUGGCUUUGACGAUGCAAGUACUCGCAAAGGUGGGUGCUUUUUGGAGGCGAGUGGACAUAAGGGUCAGUGUUACUUUUGGAAGCAAGUAGACAGAAAGCUAGGGUGCCAAAACAUUUGGAGGUAAGUGGAGACGAGCAUGUGACGUCAUAUGAAUACUCUUGAGGAAGUUCCCACAUUGGGCUGAGUGUCUUGAUAUGUCACAUGUCCAUGUUCUAAUUUUUUUUUUAUGUGACAUCACGUGACAUGACCAGAAUACACGUGAGGCAGUUCUCAUUGUGCUGAGUGUUUUGAUAUGUUACAAGUCCAUGUUGUGCUAGUUUUUAAUUUUCAGGUGACGUCACAUGAUGUCAUCAGAAUACCCGUGUGGAAGUUCCACUCAUUGUUCUGAGUGUUUUGAUUUGUCACAUAUCCAUGUUGUAAAAAGUUUUUUGAUUUUGCAUAUUUUGCAGAGGCUGUGGGACAACCGAAAUGCCAGUCAGUGCACCAAUUUUAAACUUUGUUCAGAGUAUCACCCUAAAGGAGCUGGCCGAGUUUGGUGUAAAUAGUUUGAAAGCUUGCCGAGUUUUAAACCUCCAAUGUUUAUAAUAGGAGUCUAUGGGAAAAAAGGCCACUUUGUGACCCAGUACCGGAAGUACCGGUACUCGGAUCGCUUAGAAAAGUAAUAGCAACAAACAGACCAGGUUCUACAACAUAUCCGAAUUUAUAUAUUUUUUAUCCUGUUCAGUUGUUGUCCUCAUUUUCCUCACCCCCACCAACGCUAAACUGCCCCGUAGUUAUGUUGGCUUGUAAAAGCCAACAUUUUGUUUUGCUUAUUAUUCUUAGACAAAAAAUAUCAAGAGUAACUCCUCCUAGGGCUUUCGAGACAAAUGCACCAAAAUCGGAUGUCUUAGAACCUGAUCUAAAGUUUGUUGCUAUUACUUUUCUAAACGAUCCGAGUACCAGUACCAGGUCUCAAAUUGGCCUUUUUGCCAUAGGCACCCAUUAUAAAUAUUAGAUGUUUAUAACAUCUCAAGCUUUCAAGCUACACCAAAUUCGGCCACCUUCUUUAGGGUGAUACUCUGGACAAAGGUUUAAAUUGGUGCACUGACUUUCCACAACAUUGACAUGUCACAUAUCAAAACACUCAGAACAACGAGGGGAACUUCCUCACGGGUAUUCGGAUGACGUCACAUGCAGUCUGCCUCCAAAAGUAUUAGCACCCCAGCAUACCAGCCUUUGGGAAUACUUGCUCCGACAAGCCAACAUUGUCACGACGAACUUUACAAAUGUAGUUAAUUUGUUCAUUUUAACUUCUUUUACCUUUUUUCCUACUGUGGGAGGUGAACGUGCUCAUAAAUGUGUAACAGGCAAUAUACCAGACAUGUCACACUUUGUUUUGGACCUAACUGUAAUAAACGGUAUUUUUCAGUGUUUA
This is a messenger RNA of Tachysurus fulvidraco (yellow catfish), 2766 nucleotides long. RefSeq names its product ras-related protein rab7. Bases 148 to 771 code for a protein of 207 amino acids. The record is from RefSeq and is a predicted model, not a curated record. Gene Ontology annotation, biological process: endosome to lysosome transport; phagosome-lysosome fusion. NCBI's taxonomy places the organism in Eukaryota, Metazoa, Chordata, Actinopteri, Siluriformes, Bagridae. Gene Ontology annotation, molecular function: GTPase activity; GTP binding. Gene Ontology annotation, cellular component: late endosome; phagocytic vesicle; lysosome. The transcript has 6 exons.